This is a messenger RNA of Bombus huntii, 2292 nucleotides long. RefSeq lists its product as uncharacterized. The coding region runs from base 792 to 1325 and encodes 177 amino acids. The record is from RefSeq and is a predicted model, not a curated record. NCBI's taxonomy places the organism in Eukaryota, Metazoa, Arthropoda, Insecta, Hymenoptera, Apidae. The transcript is spliced from 5 exons.
GCAUCUUACUUGCAAUUUGUACAGUUUUUACUUAAAUUAAGCAUUUUUAAUAGCGAUCCAUUUACGAAUCAACUAUUUACCUCUAUUAAAGAGACAUUACUUUUACCGUAAUAGAUAUAAUAAAUGAAAUAAUAAAGAUUAAUUCUCCGACGCUGGAUUUAAAAAUCGAUGUAUGUUAUUAACGUAUGUAUAAGUAACAGUGAAUGUAAUAUGAAUAUCGUUCGAUAAAUUGACAAUAGAAUAAAGACAAAGAAUACCAUACUCUUUCCUAAAGAAAGGAUCAUAAAAAAUAUACCGUUAGCUGAUCAAUUUCUUAACCUUAAAAUAACGUCAGACUGUUUCUAGGUGGCGUUAAACGGAGACCUGUUUCAGUACAUAUCUGUUCUUAAAAUUUAUCGAAAAUUUGUGAUUUCCCGAAAUGGUGGACCUUAGCAAUGGUUUCGACAACCCAAUCGAACAUGGAUUCAGCGAUAUCGUCUUCAUAACACCUGCAAUUUUAGUGAUUGGUCUCGCCGGUCAUUUAGGCGAGGUUAAGUAGCAUUUCGUGGCUUCACAACUAACACGUUGGAAGUGGCCACGUUGGCCUGACGUCCAUAUGACUACCAAUAAGAUAACUAACAUACAGAUCCUCUUUGGAUUUAACCAAUCGUUGGUCACAUAUUUGAUCAUCGUUCAUGUUCCCGCCAAGCACGAGCGAUCUUUUCAGUAAAACGAUCAUCUUUUUGAGGAGCGCCCAGUUCUCCGAAGAUCUCCUCCAUUUUUUCAUAUAAAACGUUUCAUCAAGUACGCUAAUGAAUUACAGUUCGAACAUUAUCACUAAUAACUCGCUAACAAUCUUUCAAUAUAACGGACGUGUUAAUCGAAUUGGAAAACAAAGACAAUGGAUGUGGAUGAUACUUGCAAGUGGCCUUUUGGCUGUUGCACUAGCAAAUUCGGACAAUGCAGCGAGUGUUGCACCGGAAGCAGGUUCCAAAGAAGCCGUACUUCCUCCGGAAGUGGGCUCUAGCUUCGAAGAAAAACUCCCAACGACGGAGCAACUCCUGGGGAUGCUCGAUUCGAUGACCGGCUUGUCAGAUGAGGAGAAAUCGAAACUCAGGGAGGAUUUGUUGAAAACUAUCCAAGAAAGUGAUGAUUUUCCACAACUUGGCAGCCAACCGAUGCCUGGCAAUGAUCUCACUAUGCAAACUAUGGUCCUUUUAUCUUUGUUGAGUGUAGUUGCUCUCAUUUUUGUGUUCUUUGUCUACAAGUUAUUCAAGUGCUUGUCGGAGAGGGAGUCGAAGCGGGAAGAAAAAAAGAAGAAUAAACAGAUGAAGAAAAAGAAGUAACGCGAACGAGGUUAAUGGGGGCAUAGCAUUAUGGAAUGCGGCGAGAGAAAUAUGAAUGUGCAACGUAUAACGAAUUGCAGCAAUAUGUACGUUGCAUCGUUUUGCGGAUCUAUUUAUCGUAUUUUAUGUACGAUGAAAGACAAUUUACAUUUCACGACUUACUCUAUUUUGCUAAAUAAAAGAAUAUAUUUAUGAAUAAAAACUGAAGCCCAUUUAUUAGGGGACAAUAUAUUUUGGCAACAAAGGAUAUUUAUUGUGCCGUUCUGUGACAUACAUCAUAUUCGCCGAAAUUUCUAUCGAAAUAUGUAUAUAGCAUGCAACCGAAUAAUACACUUCCAUUUAUUACAGUGGAAGUUCAAGUUCCUAUCCUUGUAAUUUCAUUUCGCACAUUACCUAAAUUAAAAUAUACAACGAUAGUUUUGCCCCAUUUGCUAACACGAUUCUAACAUUUGUUACGCGGCUCAUUAGAGUGAUGUAAACGACACGCGUUUUUACGUUGUAUUGAGCAAUGAGAUGCAUUACUGGUUCAAUUCACAUAUUAAAGGUACAUUCGAUUGUACAUAAAAUAUAGAAAAACGAUGUUAAUAGCCAUAUCGUAAAUAUUGACAUCCAUUCAGGAAUUCGUAUUUAUCAUUAAUUCUGGAAUUGAUUCUUUGCAAGAUUCCUAACUUACGAUUUAACAUUUGGUAGUAAAUUAUAAUACUUGGUAUGUUGUCCAUGAUUUACAAAGAUGUUUAGGGAAAAAUUGAUCUUCCUCUAAUUUGUACUGCGAUAUAUAGUGUGAACAUGAUUUUCCGUGGCAAAGCAAUCAUUAUUACUCUUAAUUGUCAAACUCUAAUUAAAUAAAUCCUAACACUUUGCUAUGAACAAAAAAGAAAAAAUAAGGCACUUAUAUCUUUUCUAAAGACAUUCUUUUAAUAUCGAAGAAUAGAAACUUUGGUUUGGUUCUCUAUUCUUGCUCCUUUGC